AUGAAGAUAUCCUUCAAACAAAAGACUGUAUAUCUAUGUGAUGUACCUUCACAUCUAAAGGACUCAUUCAAGACAUACUUUGAGAAACAUCAGGCAACAGUUGCCAAACGCUUUGCCAAAACUGUCGACUUUGUUAUUGCCACAACAGAGGCAAUUGAGGAGAAUAAGUAUCCAUUGUCCAGUGCCACUACACAUAAGAUUCCAAUCAUCAGUGUCAAUACUAUACUGAUGCGUUUGUCAAAGGAUGGCAUCGAUGUUCCAGACGCACCACCAUCCCCAACUCCAGCACCUCCACCUCUUCCAUCAUCAACCACAUCAUCAACACUAUCACCAGUAACUGGCGGCAGGACAUUAGCUUUGUCCUCGUCUGCCUCAUCACUUUCAAACUCCAAUCAUAAUAUCAACACCAACACCACCUUGUCACAUCUGUCACGUGGUGGACAUUCAUCAUCCUCUCCAUCACACUCCAUUCAAUCAUCCAUCGAUCACAAUGUUGAGCCUGAUCCCGUGAUCACUCUACUUGUUCCUCCAAGUGGAUCAAACAUUGGAGGCUAUCAGGUCACAGUGUUUGGAGUAGGCUUCGCACCAAACCCAUCAUUCCGAGUAAGAUUCGGAACUGUAUACGCUACAAACUAUGAGUUCCACUCGUCGUCCGCGGUGCUGGUGACCAUCCCAAAUGGAUUGUCAUGUGGCGCUGGAAACGUUCCAGUAUCCGCCUCGAACGAUGGAAAGUCAUUCGGCUUCCCCACUGCCUUCCUCUUCUUUGACGCCAACUUGUACAAGGUGCCGUCACCCUCGGAGCAGGAAGCCUACAUCCUCAAGUCUCAGCUGGCCAACAUCAAGCGUGCCAUCUCCAACAUCCAGUCCGUCGAGUCGUUGCUUAUGCAGCGCUUCGCCUCGCUCACAGAGGAGAAGCAACAACAGCUCUUCCUCAUGCCAGAGAGUGGCGCAUCUGCCACACCCGCCGCAGACACCAGGCGUCCACUGGCCGUGUCGUCCGAGCCCGAGUUUGAGUUCGAGUCAGACGAUGAUGAUGACGCGUCGUCCGUGUCCUCAGGCGAGGACCGCAAAGAAGCGCAGCCCGCAAACUCUGAGGAGUUUGAGGAGCGCGAGAUCAAGAUCUUCAUCUCAUCACCCUUCAAGGACAUGCAGCUGGACCGCGACCAGAUCGUCAAGGUGGUCAUCCCCAAGAUCCGCAAGCUCUGCAUUGAGCGCGAUAUCAUCAUGUCCUACGUGGACCUGCGCUGGGGCGUCACUAACAACCAGGUGGAGCAAGCCACUGGACUCUCAAUGUGUCUCCGCGAGCUCACCAAGUGCAACCUGCUCAUCGGUCUUUACGGAGAGCGCUAUGGCUGGUCGUCCCAGGAGCGCUCUGACCCCAAGACCCAGCAACUGCUCACAUCGACACUGGACAAGGCCGUCGCAGAGUAUCCAUGGGUCAACAAGCUGCGUGACUGCUCAAUGACAGAGAUUGAGUUCCGCGCAUUCCUCGGUGGCCACGUUCCCCAAGCCGCCAACGCACUCUUCUACUUCCGUGACCCAUACUACGUGGAGGAGGUCAGCGCCAAGGACCGCAACAACUUUGUCUCAGAGGGCCCACGCUCCAAGGAGAAGUUGGACCGUCUCAAGACCGAGAUCACCAAGCAGCACGGCACAAACAGUCUGCGCGCCAACGAGUACCGUCGUCCAUCCAACCUGGCCGACGUGCUCUCUGAGGACCUCGAGAAGUACAUUGACAAGCGCUUCCCAGCCGGCCACGAGCUGGCACCCGAUGCCAAGGAGCGUUUCCUGCACUCUGGCUUCGCCAAGAACAUGUGCAAGCUUUACAUCAAGAACGAGAACAACUUCUUGGCCAUCGACACCUUCCUGUCCAAGCCCAAGUCAUCCGUGCUCAUGGUGCACGGCGACAGUGGCUCGGGCAAGAGUUCCCUCCUCUGCAACUGGCUCAAGCAGCACCGCGAGCAGCAUCCCGAGGACAUCGUCACAUCGCACUGGAUUGGAGCUACGCCCUCAUCCUCUAAGCACUCGGCUGCACUAGUUAGGAUCAUGACUGAGAUCAAGAACAUGCUCGAGCGUGAGAGCAUUCGCGAGACUUCCUCUCUGUUCAAGGACACCUCGGCCACUUCUUGGAUCCCCGAGAUACCCGACAUCAACUCACCCGUCGACAAGAUCGUUGGCGACUUUGGCGAGUUUGUCUCGUUCAUCAUGUCACAUCCAACCCUCACUGGUCGCCGCGUGGUCAUCAUUCUGGACGGCCUCAACAAGCUGGACUCACGUGAUAACCCUGGCGACAUGCUGUGGUUCCCCAGGAACCUGCCACCCAAUGUCAAGUUCAUCAUCUCGUCCAACUCGUCGACACGCCCCGUCGAGGUGAUGAAGAAGCGCGGUGCCACAAUGCUCCAGCUCACCAACCUCUCCGAGGCCGAGCGCAAGUCCAUGGUCCGCCUCUACCUCAACCGCUUCGCCAAGAAGCUGUCCGAUCAACAGGAGCUGUUCAUCGCCAACUCGGCCACUGCUUCCAACCCCCGUUUCCUCCAGCUGCUCCUGGACGACAUCUGUGUUCUGGGCGAUCACGAACGCCUCAACGAGCGCAUCCUCCGUCUGCUCAAGGCCAAGAACAUUGCCGAGCUGUACGAGAUCAUCCUCGAUCGUAUUGAGAGCGACUACGACACCAAGGGCAAAGGUCUGGUGCGCGAGUUCCUUCGCUACAUCUGGGGAGGCCGACGUGGUAUCGAGCUCGAGACUCUCACAGCCCUCCUGUCCAAGAAGGGCAUCGAUCCACUCGAGUGGAGCUCGUUGCUUGUCCUCAUGGAGGCCUACAUCUCAUCGUCGUCCGGACUGUUGUCCUUCCUAAAUGAUGACAUUGCCGCCGCCGUCGAGAAGAAGUACAUCACCAACGACAAGGUGCGCAUGGAGAUUCAUGCCGACAUUGCCGAGAUGUUCAUUGGCAGCGCUGACCUGUCUGAGCGCAAGGUCGAGGAGCUGCCCUACCAGCUGGUGCACUCCAACAACUGGGAGGAGCUCAGGGCCUGGUUGCUCAACUUGUACAUGUUCGAGAAGUUGUACGUGCCACGCCACCGCGGCGACCUCAUCAGCUACUGGAACACGCUGGAGAAGCAGUUCAAGCCACCUCGCAACGCUGCAGAGAGAGACGACCCCAUCCCCUACAACGCCACACACGAGUACAAGCAGCUCAUUGCACGCUCGUUCCCUCAGGCCUCCGGCCUGGUCAUCUCAGACGUGCUAUUCAACAUUGCCAGCUUCUUGGAGGAGCUGUCACAGUUUGAUGGCUCUGAGGCUCUGUACCUCAAGGCACGCGAGCUCUACACCAACAACUCGCAGAUGAUUGAAGCUGCCAAGGUAGACCGUGCCAUGGGCCACAUGUACCACACCAAGUGCCAGUACGAGCUGGCUGAUACCAAGUUCCGUCAGGCGCUGGCCAUCUACACCAAGGAGCGUGGCGCAGAGGACAUUGAGGUGGCAACCACACUCAACCUCCUCGGAUCCCUGUCGUGCACAAGGAACAUGCACGCUGAGGCCAAACAGAUGCUCAACGAUGCCAUGCGUAUCGUCGAGCCACGUGCAGAGACCUAUCCAAUCUUGCUCUCGGACAUUGCCUACAGUCUUGGAUCUGUGCACUUUGUCGAGGAGGCACGUCGUCUGGACAUUGCCGAAGAGUACUUCAUUAAGGCGCUGGAGAUCAUCGAGGUGAAGCUAGGAGACAUGGACGUGUCAUACGCACGCAUCAUCAACCGUCUGGGCUCCCUGUACAUUGAGAAGGAUCAGUUCAGUGAUGCCGAGUCCUGUUUCAAGAUGGCUCUCAAGAUCUACGAGGGCCGUCUCGGACUGGAGCACUCGAGAGUGUCGCAGAUCCUGCGUCACAUGAUCUCUCUGUACGAGAUGCAAGAGAACUACAAGAUGGCCGAGGAGUGUGCGCUCCGUGCACUCAACAUCACCAAGAAGAUCUACGGCCCAACACACAACACCGUGGCUGCGAUCCUCGUGAGAAUUGGUUGCUUGUACCAGUCGAUGAACAGAUUGGAGCAGGCUGUGCAGAUCCUCAACGAAGCCAGAGCACUGCGCGAGAAGGAGUUUGGCGUCAACCACAAGAACGUCCAACAGAUUGUCGCCAUCAUUAAGGAGAUCACCAAGCCAAAGGUGGUCGCGCCACCACCUCCACCUCCAUUGCCCAAGCAUCUGGUCAACGCUGUUCCAGUGCUACCACCUGCACCCAUUGCUCCCAAGCCUACCAGCAUCCCACUCCCACCAGGUGUUAUCCCACCUCCACCACCUCCUCCACCCCCUGGAUACAAGGCUGGAUACAAGUACGCAUCCGACAUUGCCCUGUCAUCAGUCAUGCGCGCUGGUCUUCCACCUCAGAUCCCUCCAGUUCCAGGUGCACCACCAAUGCCACAACAGAUGCAAAUGCAGAUGCAACAACAGCAACAGCAGCAGCAACAGAUGUACCCACAACAGCAGCAGCAACAGCAACAGCAACAGCAGAUGCAGGCAGGACUAUAUCAGAUGCAAAUGCAACAACUAUUGCAGCAACAAUUGCAACAACAACAUACCUUGCCACCAAUGCAGCAGCAGCAACAGCAGCAACAACAGCAACAACAAAUGUACAUGCCUCAGAUGCAGCAACAGCAACAACAGAUGUACAUGCAGCCACAGCAGCCACAGCAGCAGCAACAACAUCAGCACAAGAAGAAGAGCGAUGUCAGGAUGCCAUCUCAACAGCCCCAGCAGCAACAGCAGCAACAGCACCAGAGGAAGCAGCCGCAGCCUCAGCCAGAGGUUGCCUUCAACGACAUGGUGGCCAACUACAACAUGCAGAAGCUGCGCAAGGCCGCCAACGUACAGGACAGAUCUGGCGCAUCUGGUGCUGUCCAGGCAAUGAUGGGAGACAAGCAGAGUGCCAAACCCAACGUUCUCAACAGCAAGCUGUGCAACAUGAAGGCAGCCAAGGUAGAUCUCAACGAGCUCUUUGCUUAA
Acytostelium subglobosum LB1 is the source of this 4995-nucleotide messenger RNA. RefSeq lists its product as hypothetical. The transcript is spliced from 3 exons. Gene Ontology annotation, cellular component: Cul4-RING E3 ubiquitin ligase complex. The coding region runs from base 1 to 4995 and encodes 1664 amino acids. The record is from RefSeq and is a predicted model, not a curated record. Gene Ontology annotation, molecular function: protein binding. NCBI's taxonomy places the organism in Eukaryota, Evosea, Eumycetozoa, Acytosteliales, Acytosteliaceae.